This is a messenger RNA of Vitis riparia (riverbank grape), 1293 nucleotides long. RefSeq names its product probable LRR receptor-like serine/threonine-protein kinase At1g05700. The coding region runs from base 154 to 1293 and encodes 379 amino acids. The transcript has 3 exons. NCBI's taxonomy places the organism in Eukaryota, Viridiplantae, Streptophyta, Magnoliopsida, Vitales, Vitaceae. The record is from RefSeq and is a predicted model, not a curated record.
ACCGGUUAAGUUCCACAGUAUGCAUGCUUCCUCUUGUUUCUCUGGCUUUCAUACACAUGAGACACAUGAGACUUGGCCAAGAUCACCUCUCACUUCUUAUCCAACUUCUGAUCAUCAUUCAUCAUACACCAUCAUUCCACAGAAAAGACCAGCAUGGACAGUAGACCACCACUGGUUUGGCUCAUCUUUGUCCUGGUUACCAUCAUGUCCUCAGGCAACAACCCAGAAUUGGUUGCCGGAAAACCCCAUCACGCUGCCUCAACCUUCCCUCACGACCAUCCUUCUCCACGGAGACUUGCUGCUGACACCCAAGGGUUCAUAAGCAUUGACUGUGGGAUAGCUCCAGGUUCAUCUUAUACAGAUGAUAGAACCCAGAUACAUUACACUUCUGAUGCAGAAUUCACAGACACUGGAGUCAAUUAUAAUGUUUCCAGGUCUGAAAAUCCUUCAAAGCAGCUCAUGAAUGUUAGAAGCUUCCCAGAAGGAGCCAGGAAUUGUUACACCCUAGAACCAGAAAAAGGCAAGGGUAAUAAGUAUUUGAUCAGAGCUUUCUUCAUGUAUGGGAACUAUGACUCCAAGAAUCAACUCCCGGUCUUCAAACUUUAUCUGGGUGUUGAUAAAUGGGACACUAUCAAGUUCAAAAAUUCAAACAAAAUUGUAAGGAAGGAAAUCAUACAUAUCCCCAAAACAGAUUACAUAGAUGUGUGUCUAGUUAACAAUGGCUCUGGGAUACCCUUCAUAUCUGCAUUAGAGCUUAGACCGCUUGAUAAUUCCAGUUAUCAUAAAACUGAACUGGGUUCUCUGCUACUCUCUAACAGAUGGGACUUCGGUUCAGAGCAAGAAAAGUUUCAAGUCAGGUACAAAGAUGACGCUCUUGACCGCAUUUCGAACUCCUACAAGAAUGCUUUUUGGGAAUCCAUAACUGCAGGAUUUGAAAGCUAUUCCUACAGUGACAAUCCCUUUAAACUUCCGGGAAUAGUCAUGUCUACUGCUGCAACACCUAAAAAUGAAAGCGAACCCUUGAGCUUCUUCCUGGAUAUGGAUUAUCCUUCUCAAACAUUUUAUUUGUUCAUGCAUUUUUCUGAGGUUUUGCAACUCCAGGGCAACCAGUCCAGAGUAUUUACCAUCUGGCUGAAUGGCACCUUAUGGAACGAUCAUGUGGUUCCCAAACGCUGUAGCUCUACCAGAAUAUUUAGAACAAAUUCUGUAAGGGGAAGUAGAUUGUUAUUUUCACUUGUGAAGACGGAUGAAUCCACGCUUCCCCCCAUUAUCAAUGCCUUGGAAGUUAUGUGA